GUUUUUAGAUAUUAAAGAAAAGAAAAAAAAAAGAGUUUUGUUUUUUUUUCUGUUGUUGGCCGAGAAAAUUUCCAAUGUUCCCGGUCACAAGUCGCCGCCACUUCACAUCCUCUCUAUAUAUCCUCCGUUCAUCUUCUCCACACAACCAUGUCCUCUACUCUUCCUCCUCUUUCCUCCCUUCCUUCAUCUCCUCCUCAUCUCCAACCAAACACAACAACAACAAACAAUCACCUCCAAUGGCCGCGUGCAUCGACACGUGCCGAACCGGAAAACCACAGAUCUCCCGCGACUCAAACCGGUCCCUCGACGACGAAUCCGGUUUACGCUACUCCAAUUACUUCCGCUCCUCCGGUUAUCAAUCUAUCAACGCCACCACCCAGACGAAAACCCUCCACACCCGUCCUCUCGUCGAAGACCUCGAUCUCCACCCAAACGACGACGUCUGGGCCAAGAUCCGACAAGAAGCCAAAUCCGACAUCGAGAGAGAACCCAUCGUCUCCGGCUACUACCACGCCUCGAUCGUCUCCCAGCGGUCCCUCGAGGCAGCUCUAGCCAACACGCUCUCCGUCAAGCUCAGCAACCUGAACCUCCCGAGCAACACGCUCUUCGAUCUCUUCAGCGGCGUCCUCGAGCAGCACCCGGAGAUCGUCGAGUCCGUCAAGCGAGACCUCUUAGCCGUUAAAGAGCGUGACCCGGCCUGCGUCAGCUACCUCCACUGUUUCCUCCACUUCAAAGGCUUCCUGGCCUGCCAGGCCCAUAGAAUAGCCCACGAGCUUUGGACCCAGAACCGAAAGGUGUUAGCUUUGCUGAUCCAGAACAGAGUCUCGGAAGCCUUCGCGGUGGACUUCCACCCCGGGGCCAAGAUCGGGACGGGUGUUCUCCUCGAUCACGCCACCGCGAUCGUGAUCGGGGAGACGGCGGUGGUGGGGGAUAAUGUGUCGAUUCUGCAUAACGUGACGCUGGGAGGGACGGGGAAGCAGGGCGGGGAUAGGCACCCGAAGAUCGGAGACGGGGUGUUGAUCGGAGCUGGGACGUGUAUUCUCGGGAAUAUCACGAUUGGUGAAGGGGCGAAGAUCGGUGCUGGGUCGGUGGUUUUGAAGGAUGUGCCGCCGCGGACGACGGCUGUGGGGAAUCCGGCGAGGUUGCUUGGUGGGAAAGAUAAUCCCAAGAGGCAUGACAAGGAUCCUGGUCUGACUAUGGACCAAACUUCGCAUAUAUCCGAGUGGUCGGAUUAUGUAAUUUGAAUGUGUUUUGUUGUUUUUUAUUGCUUCCCUAAUCAGAUCAUUUGUCUCUCUGUAUAAGAUACUAUUUGUCUGAUUAAGAUGGGAUUUGGAACUAAAACUCGGAAACUCUAAACGUUUGUUUGAGUUUCCUGUGGUUCGUUUCUGAUUAGCAGAGACUCUUUUAAGAAUAUGUUUAGUAUAUGUAAGUGUGUUUUGGGAAUAAACCGAAAGUUUAUCA
This is a messenger RNA of Raphanus sativus (radish), 1461 nucleotides long. RefSeq names its product serine acetyltransferase 3, mitochondrial. Gene Ontology annotation, cellular component: cytosol; cytoplasm. Gene Ontology annotation, molecular function: L-serine O-acetyltransferase activity. The record is from RefSeq and is a predicted model, not a curated record. The transcript has a single exon. The coding region runs from base 75 to 1244 and encodes 389 amino acids. NCBI's taxonomy places the organism in Eukaryota, Viridiplantae, Streptophyta, Magnoliopsida, Brassicales, Brassicaceae.